This is a messenger RNA of Clonostachys byssicola, 240 nucleotides long. The record is from the annotation of a GenBank genome assembly. NCBI's taxonomy places the organism in Eukaryota, Fungi, Ascomycota, Sordariomycetes, Hypocreales, Bionectriaceae.
AUGGGACUCGGCAAGACACUCAUCAUGAUUGGUAUUAUUAUGGCCUAUCACCGUUACAAUCUUAUCCUCUACCGCCAGGGUGUAGACCGCUGGCUCGCCCAUCUACGAGCUACAGGCAGAGACAUCCCAGACAUCCCCAGAGAUGAGCACCAAUUUGAGGGCCUCACAUGGAUAUCUGCCAUGUCUGGAGAUGAGUGGCUGGGAUUCGGCCUUCCUACAUUCAUAGACAUCUUCCUGUAG